This is a messenger RNA of Aricia agestis (brown argus), 1972 nucleotides long. Its product is annotated as O-acyltransferase like protein-like. The record is from RefSeq and is a predicted model, not a curated record. Lineage: Eukaryota; Metazoa; Arthropoda; Insecta; Lepidoptera; Lycaenidae. Bases 11 to 1828 code for a protein of 605 amino acids. The transcript is spliced from 13 exons.
UAAAGGAACCAUGUUGCGAGCGGCGGUUCUACUCGCGUGUGCGGCCGCAGCUGUCGCUUGGAGAGUCGCCGAUGACUCUCCAUACCCCCUUCACCGUCUGCCAACGCUGUACGAGUUGGACCACUAUGACCGCUGCCUGCGGGAGCCCCAGGGGCUGUACUGCUCGGGGAGAUUCCAGCUUACUUCGGAGAAACCCUCGCCCACCUUCAAUUUGAUCAAGAAAAUCUCCGGCGACACGAGCAUGUUCAACCGCAGCUUCGUCCACCGCGGGGUCUGCGUCAGCGAGCGCUGCCCCUCCACCGAGGUCAACUCCACCUGGCGCUUCGAGCAGUGCGUGCAGAAGCAGCUGGACAAGUACCGCCUGCAGGGCAGGCUGGAGAGCUACCACUGCUAUACCAACACGCCGGAGCGGCCGCCGGACGCACCAGAGAGGAUGUUCGUUGGCGCCCUGCUGCUGAUCCUCUUCUUCAACUUCCUCGGCACCACCUAUGACCUGAUCACCUAUGGAGAAGGAAAAAGCAAGCUGCUGAGGGCGUGGUCGGUGCGGGCGAACUGGGCGCGUUUCACAGCCACCUACGAGGACGGAGACAAGAGACUGCUUAACUUGAAACCCAUACAGGGCAUCAGGUGCACGAUGAUCCUGUUCGUGGUGCUGGCGCACACGGUCACCAUCGACCAUUACCUUUACUCCGGCAACCCCAUCUUCUUUGAAAAGAUCCUCCACAACCCCCUCACGAUAAUCCUGCGGAAUGGAUCCUCGAUGAUCCAGCUGUUCAUAGUGCUGUCCAACUUCCUGUACGGGUACGGCACGCUCAUCUACGCCAAACAACACAAGUUGAGGCUGAGGGAUCUGCCGCUGAGGAUACUCAAUAGGGUGGUCAGAUUGUCCCCAGUUCACCUGGGCGUGGUAGCAUACGCCGCGACGUGGUGGAAGCGCGCCGGCGACGGGCCGCAGUGGGACAGCACGGUGGGAGCCGAGAGCGACAUCUGCCGCAGCAAGUUCUGGCUGCACGCCUUCUACCUGCACAACCUCUUCGACUCCAACAACCACUGCUUGCUGCAGACAUGGUACAUGGCUGCGGACAUGCAGCUGUUCGUGGUGGCGACGCUAGUGCUGAUAGUCCUGGAGCAGCGGCGUUGGAGGCCGAUACCCGUGCUGCUGGCGCUGACCGUCGGCUCCAUCCUGCUGAACAUGGCCCUCGCGUACUACUUCGAUUGGAAGGUGCUGCUGUACAUCACGUCACCUGAAAACAUCCGCAGCCUCUUCACGAAGGUGGAGUCCUUCAGCGCGUACUACAUCAAGCCGUGGGGCAGUCUCCCUGCGUGCUUCAUGGGGCUCCUGCUGGCGCACAUACACAACUACGUACAGGAGACCGACUACCCCAUCACCAAACAUAGGUUCCUUACUUUUGUAUACCAUUUGAUGGCCCCGCUCUGCCUCGGCUGGAUCUGCCUGGGCAACCUGCUGGUGGAGUACAAGUCGCCGCUGUUCACCGCCAUCUACCUAGGUCUGGAGAGGCCCGUCUUCGCAUUCCUCGCUUGCAUCUUCAUACUUUACGCCUGCAAUAAUGUCGACAGUUACUUCCGUCGCGUGAUGUCGUGGCGCGGCUGGCAGGUGUCGGGGCGGCUGAUGCUGUCGGUGGUGUGCCUGCACUGGUGCAUCAACAUGUCCGGCGUGGCCGGCCGCCGCACGCUCACUGACUUCUCCGUCUUCUCAGUCGCUGGGGAGGCGCUGUCGACGCUAUGGUGGUCAUACUGGCUGGCGAUACCUAUGACGCUGCUGCUGGAGUAUCCCUUCCUCAAGACCUUCGCUGCCUUCUUCAGCUGAAGAGAUGAGAUAUGAUAGUCAGUGUGAUAAGUGUAGCGGUAUGAAAUACCACCAAGGUUAAUAUACUAAGUCUGUAGAAUUAAAGUGUUUCGGUUGUGACUUUGGAAGUAAGGAAUGCAAUAAUUAUUAUUAAAAAAGGUUUAC